Messenger RNA from Diospyros lotus (date-plum), 1716 nucleotides. RefSeq lists its product as uncharacterized. NCBI's taxonomy places the organism in Eukaryota, Viridiplantae, Streptophyta, Magnoliopsida, Ericales, Ebenaceae. Bases 116 to 1417 code for a protein of 433 amino acids. Gene Ontology annotation, cellular component: mitochondrion. Gene Ontology annotation, molecular function: protein binding. The transcript is spliced from 12 exons. The record is from RefSeq and is a predicted model, not a curated record.
UCUAAUAAGGAAAAAAAAAAAAAAACACACCCUCGGGCCUCCGCCUUUCCAAUUUUGGUCCCAAGAAGCUUCUGGUUAGGGUUUUGCGUUCUCCGGACGAGCAGCUGCCAAGGUAAUGAUCGGCGUGGCCGCUAAGUUGUCAAGAGCCGCAAAAGCCGCCUGCAGGCUCUACGGAGCAGCUCCCAUCUCCCGGCGACCAUCGCUCAUUUCUGAGGCUUCUCCGUUACUGCCGCUCUCAAGGUCAAUCUCCAAAAGUAACGGCCCAAAUGUCAACCCGGUCGCUCUUCAGAUGAUCAGUUACGCUCUCUCGCAUGCCCGAUCCCGAAAAUCAGAUGACUCGUACGGGCAGUCUCUGCUUGUUCUGGAACAGUGUCUCUCUAUGCAGCCAGACGAAAAUUCUAAAGGAAUGGUCCUGCUCGCUAUGUCUACCUUAUUCCACGAAAGAGGAAAUUUUUCUGAAGCGAUAGAGAAACUCCACAGAGUUCAGGAACUGAGCCUCUCUUCUAUGGGUAUUCGCGUUGCCGCAACAGAAGCACUUGUUGGAGUGCAUUUAGAGUUGGGGCAGGAUGAUACUGCAUCGGUGCUUGCAGAAGUGUGCUCCCAAUUAUUGGAUACUGUCAAACUUGAAAUUGGUGGUGGGUAUGGCUUCGAGGUUUUGGAAGCCCGUACUAAGGCAAUUAAAGGACUGGUUGAGCUUGUCCGUGGUAACCUUAAUUCAGCUGAGGCAUUCUUUGUAGGUGCUGAGAACAACAAGUCUUUUGCUGGAAAUAUUACUCUAUCAUAUGGAGAAUUUCUACAUGUCAAACGGAAUUUCAUAAUGGCAAAGGAGUUAUAUGAGAAGGUAAUUCAAGGCAUGUCUGAGAAGACAGAUUCCACUGACCCAUAUUACUUAGCAUCUUGUAAUAUGGCCUCGGAGGAUGUUUUAUUGGCUGCUACCUGUGCUUUAGGGCAGUUAGAGACACAUCUAGGUAACUUUGCUGAUGCAGAAGAGAUACUAACUACAGCAUUAACGAGAACGGAACAGCAUUUUGGCUCCGAUCAUCCAAAGGUUGGGGUUGUUUUAACCUGCAUAGCCCUCAUGUUUCGGCAUAAAGCAAUGCUGGAGCAUUCAAGUUCCAUUUUGAUUCAAGAGGGACUUUAUAGGAAGGCAAUAGAUUUGCUGAAAGCUCCAUUGUUGGGCACUGAAGGUGAAGAAACACAGUCCUAUAGAAGCGACAUACUAGCUCUUGCAAGAGGUGCAUAUGCAGAAAUCUUGUGUAUCCAACAAAGCAGAAAGGCUGAAGGAGAGAAAAUGAAGAGUUGGGCAGGGUCUGCGUGGAAAAACUCCCGCCUGUCUUUGGCCGAGGCCCUGAAUAUAUCUGAACCUUCUUCUUCCAAGGUGCCGUUGAUAGAUGCUCGAAUUAGCAGGACCCUCUAGUUCUACUUUCUUUAUACUGUGGCCACCGCCUAAUGGUUGUUAGCGAUGCUUAAGUUAAAAACGAAUUUUUUGUUUGAGACAUGGUUAAUUUUUUCAAUUUCCACUUGUUUGUUUUAUUUAUUUCUGUGGAAACAUGUACUAUAUAGAGAUGGAGAGUAGCUUAGAGUUCGUGUCCGUCUGAUGUUUUUUUUCACAGACCCUUGCAAAGGGGAGACGCCCUACAUUUGGCCCUCUUGUAAAGUAAUUUGAAUCAUUUGAAACUUUUAGAAUGUUAAGAAAAGCUGGGGCUUUUGUUUUAA